CAGCAAAAUGGUUCACCAAGUUCCAGAAAACAUCAGUUUUCCUGCUGAAGAGGAGAAAAUCUUGCAAUUUUGGUCCAAAUUUAAUUGUUUUCAGGAAUGCUUAAAGCAGUCAAAACAUAGACCACGAUUUACCUUUUAUGAUGGACCUCCUUUUGCAACUGGAUUGCCUCACUAUGGACAUAUACUUGCAGGGACAAUUAAAGACAUAGUUACAAGAUAUGCUCAUCAGAGUGGAUUUCAUGUUGACAGAAGGUUUGGAUGGGAUUGCCAUGGUUUACCUGUGGAAUAUGAAAUUGAUAAGACACUAGGAAUCCGAGGACCAGAAGACGUGGCCAAGCUGGGAAUUGUGGAGUAUAACAAGCAGUGCCGUGCGAUUGUGAUGAGGUAUUCUUCUGAGUGGAGGGUGUUCAUACAGUGGGUUUUCAAACAACUCUAUGAUAAAGGCCUUGUUUACAGAGGUGUGAAAGUUAUGCCUUACUCCACAGCAUGUAAUACUCCACUUUCCAACUUUGAAUCUCACCAAAAUUACAAGGAGGUUCAAGAUCCUUCCGUAUUUGUAACUUUCCCUUUGGAGGAAGAUCUAAACGUAUCUUUAGUUGCUUGGACAACCACUCCGUGGACUCUACCUAGUAACCUGGCCCUCUGUGUUAAUCCUGAUAUGCAGUAUGUCAAGAUUAAAGAUAUUGUCAAAGGAAAACUGCUAAUUUUAAUGGAAGCCAGAUUAUCAGCACUUUAUAAAAUGGAGAAUGAAUAUGAAGUCCUUGAAAGAUUUCCUGGCUCCUAUCUCAAAGGCAAGAAGUACAGGCCACUGUUUGACUACUUUGUGAAGUAUAAAGAGUAUGGUGCUUUUACUGUGCUUGUUGACAACUAUGUGAAAGAGGAGGAAGGCACUGGAGUUGUACAUCAGGCUCCUUACUUUGGUGCUGAUGACUAUCGGGUCUGUAUGGACUUCAAUAUUAUUCAGAAGGACUCACUGCCUGUUUGCCCUGUUGAUGCGUCAGGAUGUUUCACAGCAGAAGUGACAGAUUUCAUGGGACAGUAUGUGAAGGAUGCUGACAAAAAUAUCAUCCGGACCCUGAAGGAGCAAGGCCGCCUUCUUAUAGCCAGCACCUUUACUCAUAGCUACCCUUUUUGCUGGAGAUCAGACACUCCUCUGAUUUACAAGGCGGUACCUAGCUGGUUCUUGCGAGUGGAACACAUGAUAGACAGACUGCUGAGCAACAAUGACUUGUGCUACUGGGUUCCAGAAUUUGUGAGAGAAAAGCGAUUUGGAAAUUGGCUGAAAGAUGCACGUGACUGGGCAAUUUCCAGAAAUCGAUAUUGGGGCACCCCUAUUCCACUGUGGGUCAGUGAUGACUUCCAAGAGGUUGUAUGUAUUGGUUCAGUGGCAGAGCUUGAAGAACUUUCAGGAGCAAAGAUCUCAGAUCUCCACAGAGAGAGCAUUGACCAUCUGACUAUCCCGUCACGCUGUGGGAAUGGACCUUUGCAUAGAAUCUCCGAAGUAUUUGAUUGUUGGUUUGAGAGUGGCAGCAUGCCUUAUGCACAAGUCCAUUAUCCAUUUGAAAACAAAAAGGAUUUUGAGGAUGUUUUUCCAGCCGACUUCAUUGCUGAAGGCAUUGACCAAACCAGAGGAUGGUUUUAUACACUGCUGGUUCUGUCCACAGCUCUGUUUGGACAGCCUGCUUUCAAGAAUGUGAUUGCAAAUGGGCUCGUCCUAGCUAGAUUAUAUCUGAUUAAUUCCCCAGUGGUGAGAGCAGAAAACCUCCGAUUUAAGGAGGAGGGUGUGCGUGAUGUGCUGAAAGAUGUCCUGCUCCCUUGGUACAAUGCGUAUCGCUUCUUUAUUCAGAAUGUCCUGCGGCUCCAGAAGGAAGAAGAGAUACAAUUCCUCUGCAGUCAGAGUACAGGUGAUGUCAGCACCAACGUUACAGAUCGCUGGGUCCUGUCUUGUAUGCAGUCCCUCAUUGCUUUCUUUGAGACAGAAAUGGCAGCUUACAGGCUUUAUACUGUGGUCCCUCGCCUAGUCAAAUUUGUGGAUAUUUUGACAAAUUGGUAUGUCAGAAUGAAUCGCAGAAGGUUAAAGGGUGAAAAUGGGAAGGAGGAUUGUGUUACUGCAUUGGAAACCUUGUUUAGUGUUCUGCUUUCUUUGUGCAGACUUAUGGCCCCCUAUACACCUUUUCUCACGGAAUUAAUGUACCAGAAUCUAAAGCUGCUGAUUGAUCCUGUUUCUGUCCAGGAUAAAGAUACAAUGAGUAUUCACUACCUCUUGCUGCCCCAUGUUCGAGAAGAAUUGGUGGACAAGAAAACUGAGAGUGCAGUACUGAGAAUGCAGUCUGUGAUUGAACUUGGGCGAGUAAUCCGAGAUCGCAGAACUAUUCCAAUAAAGUAUCCUUUGAAAGAAAUUGUGGUUAUACACCAGGAUCUGGAGGCUCUUAAAGAGAUCAAGUCAUUAGAGAAGUAUAUAAUUGAGGAAUUGAAUGUUAGGAAGGUUACACUGUCUACAGAUAAAACUAAAUAUGGUAUUCGGCUAAGAGCUGAGCCUGAUCACAUGGUCCUUGGGAAGCGACUAAAGGGAGCCUUUAAAGCAGUGAUGACUUCCAUCAAGCAGUUAAAUGAUGAGGACCUGGAGACGUUUCAAAAGAGCGGAACCAUUGUGGUGGAAGGCCAUGAAUUGCACAAAGAAGAUAUCCGUUUCAUAUAUACCUUUGAUCAAGCUACACAGGGCACUGCACAGUUUGAAGCACACUGGGAUACUCAGGCUUUGAUUCUCUUAGAUGUCACCCCAGACCAGUCAUUGGUUGAUGAAGGAAUGGCUCGGGAAGUCAUUAAUCGCAUCCAGAAACUUCGAAAGAAGUGCAAUCUGGUUCCAACUGAUGAAAUAACGGUUUAUUAUAAAGUAAAUUCAGAAGUAAGAUAUCUGAAUAAUGUUAUUGAAGACCACACAGAUUUCAUAUUUGCCACUAUAAAGGUUCCUUUGAGACCAUAUCCAGUUCCUACAUCAGAUAAAAUCCUUAUUCAAGAAAAAACACAGUUAAAAGGGUUUGAACUGGAAAUUACACUCACCACAGGAUCAUCCCAGCCUGGUCCUGCUUGUGCAUAUGUUAAUAUUAACAUUUGUACAAAUGGCAGUGAGCAAGGUGGAGUUUUGCUUCUAGAAAAUCCAAAAGGUGAUAAUAAGUUGGACCUUUUAACAAUGAAGAGUGUUGUUACUAGCAUUUUUGGCAUUCAAAAUAGACAGCUGACUGUCUACUAUGGUGAAACAGAAAUAAAAGACCAAACUGACCUUCUUAGUCUUAGUGGGAAAACACUUUGUGUGACGACAGGAUCAACCCCCUCUAUGAUCGACAGUCCCAGUACUCUACUCUGUCAGUAUAUCAACCUAAAGCUCUUGAACACAGUACCACAAGAAUGUUUAAUGGGAACAGUUGGUACACUUCUACUUGAGAACCCAUUUGGGCAAAAUGGACUCACCUACCAAGGUCUUCUGAAUGAAGCAGCCAAGGUAUUUGGCCUUCGGAGCAGGAAGCUAAAGCUGUUUCUGAAUGAGACUCUAACACACGAAAUUACAGAGGAUAUCUCCAUGAAGACUUUGAAUAUGAAGACUGUGUAUGUUUCUGUACUCCCGACAACGGCAGAGGUCUAACAUGUGUCUAUGAAUGUGGUCAGUCAGUUUUUCCCUAUCUUACACCAUCCCUAAUAAACACAAAAUCACUGUGAA
Echinops telfairi (small Madagascar hedgehog) is the source of this 3715-nucleotide messenger RNA. RefSeq names its product isoleucyl-tRNA synthetase 1 (gene IARS1). Gene Ontology annotation, biological process: isoleucyl-tRNA aminoacylation. Gene Ontology annotation, molecular function: ATP binding; tRNA binding; isoleucine-tRNA ligase activity. The coding region runs from base 8 to 3640 and encodes 1210 amino acids. NCBI's taxonomy places the organism in Eukaryota, Metazoa, Chordata, Mammalia, Afrosoricida, Tenrecidae. The record is from RefSeq and is a predicted model, not a curated record. The transcript has 32 exons.